Perkinsus marinus ATCC 50983 is the source of this 1299-nucleotide messenger RNA. RefSeq lists its product as hypothetical. NCBI's taxonomy places the organism in Eukaryota, Perkinsozoa, Perkinsida, Perkinsidae. The record is from RefSeq and is a predicted model, not a curated record. The transcript is spliced from 3 exons. The coding region runs from base 1 to 1299 and encodes 432 amino acids.
AUGAGUGCCCCCUCUGACUCCCCCGCAUUCGAGGAGGUCCCUGGCUCUUGGAGUGAGACUGAGGAGUAUGUCCUCGCCCUUGGCGGCUAUGAUCAGGAGGAGGGUCCGUCCCCCUCUCCCACGGGAUCGGCUCCACCGAUUCCUCCUGCAGCCCGAGAAGGGGGGCCAGAGGCCGCCCCAGCUGUAGGUGACGAGAGCGGGCCCGCUCCUGCCCCACUUUCUAUUUCACCCCUUGGGAACGAGCCCCACCGUACCAUUAAGUCUUAUGAUUUGGGCGAGAAGUUCACGGGGACCGACAAGCAGGCCCACAGCCUUGAGGUAUUCGAGUUCAUCUCCCGUGUCAAGGCUCAUUUGAAACUCCUCAAUAUCGCCCCGUCUCAUCAUUAUCAAUAUCUCCUCUUGAACACUCGCCUAGCUGCCUACAAUGCUUUGACUAACAAUGUUCGACUCCCCAUAAAUGAUCCUCAAGCGUUCCACGUUGGUGUCUCCGUAUUGCAGGAACGCUUCGGGGUUAGCCGCCACGAUCUGUGGGCCCUGGCCCGCAAUCGCCGCUUAAAUGUUGGCGAGACGACCUCCGAUCUGAUCGGUGACUUACAGAAGUACCUGUCGUACAGUCUUCCUGAAGUGUUGUCGUUGUCACGCCAGUGCUUGGACUGGGACUACUACAACUACGGCUAUGACUACUACAACCACGACUACGACUAUGACUACUACAACCACGAUUGCGACCACUAUAACCACGACUACGACUAUGACUACUACAACCACGACUACGGCUAUGACUACUACAACCGCGACUAUGAAUAUGACUACUACAACUACGGAUAUGACUACUACAACCACAACUACGACUAUGACUACUACAACCACGACUAUGACUACUACAACUACGGCUAUGACUACUACAACCACGACUACGACUAUGACUACUACAACUACGGCUAUGACUACUACAACCACGACUACGACUAUGACUACUACAACUACGGCUAUGACUACUACAACCACGGCUAUGACUACUACAACCACAACUACGACUAUGACUACUACAACCACGACUACGACUAUGACUACUACUACGGCUACGACUACUACAACCGCGACUAUGACUAUGAUUACUACAACCACGACUAUGACUAUGACUUCUACACGCAAGACUACGAUUAUGACUACUACGACUACGACUACUAUUGUCCAGAUAACAAUGGAUUUACAACUCAACUUCGGGUCAAUUGGGGAUAUGAGAUUUUGAUGAGUUGCCUUGAGUGUUUAAUUGAGUCAAUACUGACAGCAUACUGA